UGAGCCAGGAGGUCUGGGGGGGGCCGGAGAUGAUUUAGGGCAGAAUUGGGGGAUUUUGGGUGAUGAAGCUGGAACAGAGCGAAGGGACUCGGUGCCGGUUUGGGGCAAAACUGAAAGGAUUUGGUGAAGAUUCUGGGGCAGAAUGAAGGCUUUUUGGUGCCGAUUUGGGGCAGAGCUGAAGGGGGACGUCGCCGCCGGGGGGGCACCAUGGAGACCUCGUGCGGUGGUGGUGGUGGUGGUGGUGGUGGUGGUGGCCUGGUCCACAUCGACUUCCCGGAGAUCACCAGCGCUUUGUUGGCCAACCUCAACCGGCAGCGGGUGGAGGGGAAGCUCUGUGACAUCUCCAUCCACGUCCAAGGCCGCGUCUUCCGCGCCCACCGCGCCGUCCUGGCCGCCUCCUCCCCCUACUUCCACGACCAGGUCCUGCUGAAGAACAUGACCUCCAUCGUCCUCCCCAACGUCAUGGACCCCGGCGCCUUCGAAACCGUCCUGGGCUCGGCCUACACCGGCCGCCUCUCCAUGGCCCCCGAGGAGAUCGUCAACUUCCUGACGGUGGGGAGCGUCCUCCAGAUGUGGCACAUCGUGGACAAGUGCACCGAGCUCCUCAAGGAAGGACGGGCCGCCCCCAUGGCCCCGGGACCUUCCUCUUCCUCCUCCACCACCUCCUCCUCCUCCUCCUCCUCCUUGCGUGCCCACUCCAGUCGCACCAGUGACAACCAGUCCCCCAGCAGCAGCAACUACUUCAGCCCCCGCGAGGCGGCCGAGGGGGCCGAGCCCCACAAGUACCCCCUGCCCCACCAGGGGGUCCUCCCCGAGGAGGAGGAGGAGGUGGGGAAGGGGGAGCUGCUGGAGGGGGAGGAGGAGGAAGGCAGCGAGGAUGGCGAUGGCGCCCGCCGACCCCUCUACGUCCAGCCCAGCAUCGUCCCCCAGAAGCAGUGGGUCUACGUCAAGCAGGAGUGGCUGCAGGAGGACCUGGUCCUCACCUGCGAGGAGGACGAGGACCCGGUGGAAGGACCCGCUCGGGGGAACGAAGGACCCCCUCCCCGCGGUGGCGGUGGUGGCCCCCCAACCACCACCACCACCACCACGACGAAGCUUGAGGAGCAGGUGAACUUCUGCGAGUCCUCCGAGGAUUUCCCCUCGGCCUACGAGGCCUUGGAAGAAGGUCCCGGUGGAGGUCCUCCCGGUGGGCCCGGCCCCUUCCCACCGCGUUCCCUCCUCCCCAUGGACAUGCAGGGCAACCAAAUCUUGGUGUUCCCCCCUCCGGCCCCCCCGGUGGAACACGGUGCCGUCCAGUUGGGGUCCGGCGGGGCCGAAGGCAACAAGAUCUUCAUGUGUCACUGCGGGAAGGCCUUCUCCCACAAGAGCAUGAGGGACCGGCACGUCAACAUGCACCUCAACCUGCGGCCCUUCGACUGCCCCGUCUGCGGCAAGAAGUUCAAGAUGAAGCACCACCUGACGGAGCACAUGAAGACCCACACGGGCCUCAAGCCCUACCAGUGCGGGGUCUGCGCCAAAAAGUUCAUGUGGCGCGACAGCUUCAUGCGCCACAAGGGCCACUGCGAGCGCCGGCACCGCCUGGCGGGGGUCCUGCCCCCCCCCCAUACCCCCCCCGUCGCCACCACCGCCGCCGUGGGGCUCCCCAAAAAGGAGCCCCCCCCCGUCAUGGCGGCAGGAGGAGGAGAAGGGGACUGGGGGACCCCCGGGGGGUCUCCGCGGGGGGAGCUGGGAUUCGCCGGGGGGAAG
Messenger RNA from Calidris pugnax (ruff), 1746 nucleotides. It is a transcript of the gene ZBTB22, whose product is annotated as zinc finger and BTB domain containing 22. NCBI's taxonomy places the organism in Eukaryota, Metazoa, Chordata, Aves, Charadriiformes, Scolopacidae. The transcript has 2 exons. The annotation marks the transcript as partial. The record is from RefSeq and is a predicted model, not a curated record. Gene Ontology annotation, molecular function: RNA polymerase II cis-regulatory region sequence-specific DNA binding; protein binding; DNA-binding transcription factor activity, RNA polymerase II-specific. Gene Ontology annotation, biological process: regulation of transcription by RNA polymerase II.